CCUCGUCCUUAUGUAGACAUUAAAAUUGAUAACAAAAAAUUAAGAUAAGAAAUUAUCUGAGUAAUAAUGGAAAAUUUUCAUUUUUUAGUCGUGUUCCUAAACCUUGAGAUUUAUCAAUUUCAAAUAUCAAUCCAGCUCCAGUACUUAUUAUAUCAAUAAACAUAAAAUCACUCAUAAAAUUAUUAAUCAAAAGAAGAUGAUCCUAAGUAGGCAGUCGUCAAAUUACUAUUUUGAUUGGAGCUGAAAAGGAAAAAAUAAAGAGGUAAUGAAGACUAGGAAGGGGAGGUAACUUAUUAUUUAGAAAAAUCAGCAUAAAUUAAUUAGGAAUAUUUUAAAAGAAAAUAAAAAUAUGGCUCUACCCCUUUUAUAUAUACAAGGUUUUAUAAAAUUAAAUAUAAAUAGCAAGAACAAAUUUCAAAAAGUGUUCUUCAAUAUAAUAUCCCUAGUCUGAUGGAAUAAGUUGAUGGAAUGUGUCC
Paramecium primaurelia is the source of this 476-nucleotide messenger RNA. The record is from the annotation of a GenBank genome assembly. NCBI's taxonomy places the organism in Eukaryota, Ciliophora, Oligohymenophorea, Peniculida, Parameciidae.